AUUCUAUUUAAACUACAAUUUAAAGAAGCUAUGAUGUUGUUCCAGUUUUGAAUUCUGGUGAAAGAAGGGAAUAGUCUGAUCACAUCAAAUAUUGCCAGACUAAACCUGUGUAUUCUACAGCUGAAACUGGAAGAUGUCUUGGAAAAGAAAUUACUUUUCUGUGGGUCGUGGAAAUGUACAGGGCAUGUUCACCCCUCGAAAUACAACCUCAAUAGCACCCAGCAAAGGUCUCAGCAAUGAACCAGGACAGAAUAGUUGCUUCCUGAAUAGUGCGCUGCAGGUUCUGUGGCAUCUGGACAUUUUUCGCCGCAGUUUCCGGCAAAUCACAACACACAAAUGUAUGGGUGAUUCUUGCAUCUUCUGUGCUCUUAAGGGCAUCUUCAACCAGUUCCAGUGUAGCAGUGAGAAGGUGCUGCCUUCUGAUGCCCUGCGCACCGCUCUUGCCAAGACCUUCCAGGAUGAGCAACGCUUCCAGCUGGGCAUCAUGGAUGAUGCUGCUGAAUGUUUCGAAAACCUGUUAAUGCGAAUUCACUUCCACAUUGCAGAUGAGACAAAGGAAGAUAUUUGCACUGCAUCACACUGUGUUUCCCAUCAGAAGUUUGCCAUGACCUUGUUUGAACAGUGUGUUUGUACCAGCUGUGGUGCCACCUCUGACCCAUUACCUUUCAUCCAGAUGGUACAUUAUAUUUCCACAACCUCACUCUGCAAUCAAGCUAUUUGUAUGCUGGAGAGACGAGAGAAACCCACUCCAGAUAUGUUUGGAGAGCUGCUACAGAACGCCAGCACUAUGGGAGACCUGCGAAACUGCCCAAGUAACUGUGGGGAAAAGAUCCGUAUUCGCCGUGUGCUGAUGAACUCUCCACAGAUCAUCACUAUUGGCUUGGUUUGGGACUCAGACCACUCUGAUCUGGCUGAGGAUGUGAUUCACAGUCUGGGCACUUGCCUUAAACUGGGAGAUCUCUUCUUCAGAGUAACUGAUGACAGAGCAAAACACUCAGAGCUGUAUUUAGUGGGAAUGAUCUGUUACUAUGGAAAACACUAUUCUACCUUCUUCUUCCAAACUAAAAUCCGCAAGUGGAUGUACUUCGAUGAUGCUCAUGUCAAAGAGAUUGGUCCAAAAUGGAAAGAUGUUGUGACAAAGUGCAUUAAGGGUCACUAUCAGCCUUUGCUGCUACUGUAUGCAGAUCCAAGAGGAACUCCAGUGUCAACACAAGACCUGCCCCCUCAAGUGGAUUUACAGCAAUAUAGCAGGACUUGCUAUGACAGUGAAGACUCAG
Messenger RNA from Merops nubicus (carmine bee-eater), 1277 nucleotides. RefSeq names its product inactive ubiquitin carboxyl-terminal hydrolase 54-like. The transcript is spliced from 9 exons. Gene Ontology annotation, biological process: protein deubiquitination. NCBI's taxonomy places the organism in Eukaryota, Metazoa, Chordata, Aves, Coraciiformes, Meropidae. The record is from RefSeq and is a predicted model, not a curated record. The annotation marks the transcript as partial. Gene Ontology annotation, molecular function: cysteine-type deubiquitinase activity.